Messenger RNA from Didymodactylos carnosus, 228 nucleotides. NCBI's taxonomy places the organism in Eukaryota, Metazoa, Rotifera, Eurotatoria, Philodinida, Philodinidae. The record is from the annotation of a GenBank genome assembly.
AUGCACAAACGUCCACGUCUAGUUUAUGUACUGAAUACAGAAACACAAAGACAAUAUGGUGAUCCGUCGAAACUGAAAAUACCACACUUGAAACACAUCGAGUGCAAUAAAUUCGGUCGACAUGCUUACUUUCCAGACAAAGAUUCUGCUAACGGCAUAAUACCGACUUUCAAAGGUGUAGCGUAUCCCGAUGUAAUACCACGAUUUCAUUUACCUAAGAUGCCAUAG